GUCAGUAUGACUUUCUAUUAUUCAAAGGCGUUCAUUUGUGAUGGUUCGGUUGUCCAGUGUUGGUAAAUGACGUCCAAACUGGCUUGAACGUGAAUAUGCAAGAUUGGUGAGACUGAGUAAGCAGCAAUACCGUAAUGCAUCCAAGAUGACUUCAAAUGUCCGCAAAGUUAGAGACCAAGAUAGCAAUCCGUGCAUUGAGGAAAGUGAUGGUUCUCGGAAGUGUUUAGAUGCCAAUAACUACAAUAAAGAUAUGUGUACAGCAUAUUUUCAACGAUACAAAAACUGCAGAAAGUUUUGGCAUGAAAUAAUGACAACGAGGAGAAAAGGGGGAGUGAAGCCAGAAAUGCCCACAGCAGAGGAGAGGCAGCAGAUCCUGGCAGACAUUGGAAGGAUGCCAUAUUGAAGCUGGACACUUUCACCGUCUUUUUUGCACUAAUGUAUUUUUUUGUGGAUGCAUUCGGUUAUUCAGUACUGAUUUAGACCUGUGUGGAAAAUGGUGAGCAUGAAUAUGCAUUUAUUCUGAACAAUUUAGGUCUACUCUGUAUACAGCCACAGCAUGUGAACCAUACGUGCAAAAAACCUAUUUUAUCACCACUCCUAAAGUACUAGUGGUCAAAAUGGAGAGAAAACCCUGCUUAAUUUCAGACCUGUUGAACCUGCGAUGAGUAGCUCUAAUGUAAAUGAAUUUUACUCAUACUGUAAGCAGUGACCAUGUUCUGACUUCAUGGUCUUUGUGAGGCAAGGGUAAUCAUGCGUGUACACACAAAUAGACAUAUGUACAUACGUAUAUACAUAUACAGAUGUUUCAUCCAUUCUUAUGCAUUGUGGUAUUUUAUUCAUCGUAAUUCUAUGCUUGGUAUAUGGAGUAUGCGGGGGGUAUAUGGGCAGCCUGUAGCAUAGUCGUUAAGGUACAUGACUGGGACCCGCAAGGUGUAGCCACAAUAAGAUCCACACAUCCACCCUUGAGCAAGGCCCUUAACCCCACAUUACGCCAGGGAAGAUUGUCCCCUGCUUAUUCUAAUCAACUGUAAGCUAAAUAACAUGUAAUGUAAUGAAAAUGUAAAUUACUUUAUAGGCUCAGGAGCUAAGGGCAGUUGUCUGGUUGUGUCGAAGUGUCCCUGAGCAAGACACCUCCAAGUGCUCCUGACGAGCUGGUUGGUGCCUUGCAUGGAAGCCAAUUGCUGUUGGUGUGUACGUGUGUGUAUGAAUGGGUGAAUGAGAAGCUUCAAUUAUACAGCACUUUGGAUAAAGGCAGUAUAUAAAUACAGACCAUUUAUAUACUGCCUACAAGUCCUUAAAGACAUUUUAUUAAUUUAAACAAAAAUCAUUUUCACAUGAGCUUGCAUGUUAAUCUGUAUACCCUCUCUUCUCUCUCAUACUGUAUGUUUUACACACAAUUCGAGCUAUGUCAGACUUCAGUAUCACUUUCCAUGUGAGUUUAAGCCUAUUUGUUUUAUGAAUACCUAAUUUAAUGAAUACCUCAUUUAAGCCUAAUUGUUUUUUCUUGAUAAGAGCGUCUGCCAAAUGCCAUUAAUGUAAUGUAAUGAAUACAUUAAGAUUAUGCUACUGUAUGAGCAAUAUAAUCUCCUAAAAUGGGCUAAAUAAUUUUUGGUCAUUGAUCAAUAGUAAAGAAUUGGGUGGAUCUGUAGUUCCACAGUUUUGCCAUGAGAGGACAGUUCAGACAUCUGUGAGGGGAUGUGACUGUUUUUCUGAAUCACUAGAUGGUGCUGUCUGUCCACUGAAAUGUCAACCUUUGUAUAAAAAAAUUCAGUUGUGAGCAAAUUGCAAUAAUAGUGACUUAAUGCUGUUUGUUAUUCUAUCGAUCUUUGGUAGGUGGUGAAGUAAGCAUGUUUUUUUUAAAUAUAAACUGUCAACUUGAUGUUUUUUUGUAAAAAUUUGUAAGACAUUUAACAUAUCUGGCUUGCAUUUUAGAUGCUUGAGAAGCAUUUCAGUAUUCUCAUUGACAUCAUUGGUCAAUAAUUGCUUAUUUAAAGCAACAUUAAACAGUUACUUGAAUCAAUGGCAGUAAUUGACAUUGAUAUUUGAACCUUUUUCAGUAUAAGGAUUCUAAUCCAAUUUUGGUUGCGGUGAGGGUCAGGUUAUAAAAUACAUUGGACCUGCUCAUCAGGAUAGGCAAUUAUCCGUGUUAAGUCACAAUUUGCUCAUCAAACAACUAAACGGUAAAGACAGCUAAAAAGACAUACUGUACCCCUCCUACACAUGCCAGGAACAGGAGUGACUAAUACCCUCUGCCGUGUUUGAGCUGCGGCUUAUUUGCAUGCAGGGACAGACAUUGUUAUGAUUCGACAGGCUGUUAUCAGGAGUGGGUGUUGAGAAGUCAGCUUCAUAACAUGCCCCACACAGCCCUUUCAUUUGGAAGGACUUAACCCACCCCAGUGAAAUGCUGGAAUCAACUCCCACAACCACCCCAUCUGACAGUUUGUUCUGAUACAGUGGUCACGCUAAUGUCAACACUUGCGAUUUCCGUGAAUAAAAAGGAUGGUGCAUGCAUUGUGUAAAUGCCCCAAAUUAAACUUGUUUUUGGCUGACCAGCUAUAGAUCAGUGUGGGGAAAGUGAGUAGGCUAUUCCACUGGAGAAACAUGUUGCACAGUCGGUAAAGCCAAAGAGCUGUAUGCAAGUAAUGAAAGCAACGAAGGAGAGACAGAGAGACAGAGAUUAAAUAUUUAAAAUUUGUAAUGUUCAACAAUCAAGACUGAUAUGCAAGCUCAUUUGAAAUAUGACAACAAAUAGGCCUAAAUGGGGCCCACUUUCCCCCCUUACAGGUUCUGGGCAAAAACAAUUAAAACUAAAAUGAAGACUA
Molecule: messenger RNA, 2822 nt
Organism: Conger conger (European conger)
Lineage: Eukaryota; Metazoa; Chordata; Actinopteri; Anguilliformes; Congridae
Gene: chchd7
Product: coiled-coil-helix-coiled-coil-helix domain containing 7
Exons: 4
Coding region: 146-403 (85 amino acids)
Source: RefSeq, a predicted model, not a curated record